Messenger RNA from Eptesicus fuscus (big brown bat), 686 nucleotides. RefSeq names its product nicotinamide N-methyltransferase (gene NNMT). The record is from RefSeq and is a predicted model, not a curated record. The transcript has 3 exons. Gene Ontology annotation, cellular component: cytosol. Gene Ontology annotation, molecular function: N-methyltransferase activity. The annotation marks the transcript as partial. NCBI's taxonomy places the organism in Eukaryota, Metazoa, Chordata, Mammalia, Chiroptera, Vespertilionidae.
UCUCUUGCUGGCGUGAAGGGAGACCUCCUGAUUGACAUUGGCUCUGGCCCCACCAUCUAUCAGCUCCUCUCUGCUUGUGAAUCCUUCAAGACGAUCAUUGCUACUGACUACACUGAUCAGAACCUGCAGGAGCUAGAGAAGUGGCUGAAGAAGGAGCCAGGGGCCUUCGACUGGUCCCCAGUAGUGACCUACGUGUGUGAGCUCGAAGGGAACAGAGUGAAGGUGCAAGAGAAGGAGGAGAAACUGAGGCGGGCAGUCAAGCAGGUCCUGAAGUGUGAUGUGACCCAGAGCCGGCCACUGGGUGCCGCCUCCCUGCCCCUGGCGGACUGCCUGCUCAGCACGCUGUGCCUGGACGCCGCCUGCCCAGACCUCCCCACCUACCACACAGCCCUCAAGAACCUCAGCAGCCUGCUCAAGCCGGGGGGCUAUCUGGUGGUCGUGGAUGCCCUGAAGAGCAGUUACUACAUGAUUGGGGAGCAGAGGUUCUCCAGCCUCUCCCUGGACCGGGAGGCAGUCGAGGCUGCUGUGAGAGAGGCCGGCUAUGCCAUCAAGCAGUUUGAUGUGAUCUCACAAAGUUAUUCUUCCACCGUGGCCAACAACGAAGGCCUUUUCUUCCUGGUGGGGCAGAAGCUGAGCAGAUCUGCAUGACACCUUGUGACCACAAUUGAAGGCACUUCCUUGACUUA